This is a messenger RNA of Lobosporangium transversale, 664 nucleotides long. RefSeq names its product translationally-controlled tumor protein. Lineage: Eukaryota; Fungi; Mortierellomycota; Mortierellomycetes; Mortierellales; Mortierellaceae. The transcript is spliced from 5 exons. Gene Ontology annotation, molecular function: calcium ion binding. The record is from RefSeq and is a predicted model, not a curated record. The coding region runs from base 49 to 555 and encodes 168 amino acids. Gene Ontology annotation, cellular component: cytoplasm.
GUUUCUUCUCUUCUUCCAUCAUCCUAUUAUCAUCUUAGCAUUACCAUCAUGAUCAUCUACAAGGAUCUCAUCAGCGACGACGAGCUUUUCUCUGAUGCUUUCCCAAUUAAAGAGGUUGGCUCGGUCUACGAGAUUGACUGCGCUAUGAUCAAGAUCAAGAAGGGUGCUGAUGUCGAUAUCGGUGCCAAUGCUUCUGCUGAGGGAGGUGGUGAGGACGAGCCACUGGAGGAUGGUGAAGAGCAAGUCAACAACGUCGUGUACUCUGGUCGUCUUCAGCAAACAUCCUUCGACAAGAAGGCCUACACUACAUACUUGAAGGGUUACUUGAAGGCCGUCAAGGCCAAGCGCAGCUUCACCGAGGAGGAGGGCAAGAAGUUCGAGGCUGCUGUCACUGCUGACGUUAAGAAGAUUCUUGGCAACUUCAAGGACUACGAGUUCUACAUCGGCGAGUCCAUGAACCCCGAUGGCGCUGUCUUGUUGCUUAACUACCGCGAGGAUGGUAUUACUCCAUAUUUCACCGUCUUCAAGGAGGGUCUUACGGAAACGAAAGUUUAAAUGCCGUUCAACGUACAAGUAUGGUCGGUUGCAAUAUAAAAUAAAAGCAAAACUGUUAGAACUUUUUUGUUAUUAAAAAAUAAAGAUAACGAACGUAUACAACUCGGUC